AUGGGUUUUGUCGUGUCUGCAAUCAACGAACGGGGCAAGGAAACCCUCGCCGAAUUGAUCGCCGAGGCCAUUGAAAGCAGUCCUGAAAAGAAGCUUCAACUCGGAGGAAUCUACCAGUACCUGAUCAACCAUAAGCCUUAUUUUCAAGAUUUGGCUGGAAAGGAGGAGUCUCGGGGCUGGAAAAACUCGAUCCGCCACACUUUGUCCUUCCAAAAGGACAAGUUUGAGCGUGAGCCUGGCAAGCCUGCCGGAUUGUGGAAGCUGAAAGCAGAGCAGCCGCUCAAGAGGGGGCGAGGGAGACCGAGAAAAUCAGCCGUGGCGUCAAAUCAAACUGUUGCGCAAAAUGUAACACUGGCUUUGGAAUACCAGGUGCAAGAACAGCAAACUCUAAAGGAAUAUUUUCAAGGAUUUUGUCCUUAUGAAAUUGAAAUUAAUCCAGGAGAUUUUGACUUUACGAGCAUUUUCACAACUCCGAUGACCAGCGAACUUGAGGAGGAGCCUGAAAACUUCCAUCCGCCCCAAGGCAGCAUUAAUAGUUUGGGAGAUAUAGAUAUUAUUCUCGAAGAAGCCGCUACAUACCACAAUUUGUGA
Cloeon dipterum is the source of this 591-nucleotide messenger RNA. RefSeq names its product forkhead box protein O4-like. Gene Ontology annotation, cellular component: nucleus. The record is from RefSeq and is a predicted model, not a curated record. Lineage: Eukaryota; Metazoa; Arthropoda; Insecta; Ephemeroptera; Baetidae. Gene Ontology annotation, molecular function: RNA polymerase II cis-regulatory region sequence-specific DNA binding; DNA-binding transcription factor activity, RNA polymerase II-specific. The transcript has a single exon. Gene Ontology annotation, biological process: regulation of transcription by RNA polymerase II. The coding region runs from base 1 to 591 and encodes 196 amino acids.